Molecule: messenger RNA, 2374 nt
Organism: Cladophialophora immunda
Lineage: Eukaryota; Fungi; Ascomycota; Eurotiomycetes; Chaetothyriales; Herpotrichiellaceae
Exons: 1
Coding region: 9-2216 (735 amino acids)
Biological process (GO): ribosomal subunit export from nucleus
Cellular component (GO): cytosol
Molecular function (GO): GTPase activity; GTP binding
Source: RefSeq, a predicted model, not a curated record
AUGUACAUAUGACGUCCCCUCCCGCACCCAUUCACUUUUCCUGCAACCGACCCUCACAAUACACGAGGUCUUUGCGACCUCGAUUUCCACACAACUUUCCCACUCGAUCCCUUCUUUCUUCCUCUGAGAAAUCCCCCGUUAGUGCCAAAAUGGUUCUCCCAAAGAGCAAGAACAGUGUGGGGCUGGGCAACAGCCUCAUGAAUGACCGGUUCGGACGAGGCAAAGGUACAGAUCGGAAGAAAGUGUCUCAGCAGGGAGUCGUGAGGACAGAUCACACAACAGGCCAAACCUAUGUAACAAAUGCUGCAAAGGAAGCAUCGUGGGUCAAAAUGCGCAGCGUGACCGAACAAGGUGCCCUCGACGAGUUUCUUUCGACCGCGGAACUGGCUGGCACUGAUUUCACUGCGGAGAAGAUGAACAAUGUCAAAAUCAUACACUCGGACCAAAGAAAUCCUUAUCUGUUGAGUGCGGCGGAGGAGAGGGGUGCGAGGAGGAAACAUGCUCAGAACAAGGGAAGAUUAACAGUGCCCAGAAGGCCGAAAUGGGACGAGUCAACGACGCCCCGUCAGUUGGACGAACAGGAAAGAGCGAGUCUGCUGGAAUGGAGGCGGGGCCUUGCCGAACUUCAAGAGAAUGACGACUUGCUUAUGACACCUUUCGAGAGGAAUAUUGAAGUAUGGCGACAACUGUGGCGAGUGAUCGAACGAUCCGAUCUGGUGGUGCAGAUUGUGGAUGCCCGAAAUCCGCUCCUAUUCCGGAGCGAAGACCUAGAGAAAUACGUCAAGGAAGUUGAUGCGAAGAAAAGGAACCUUUUGCUGGUCAACAAGGCGGACAUGAUGACCGAAGAGCAAAGAAGAACAUGGGCGGACUAUUUCUACGAGCAAGGUAUCAAUUACAAGUUUUUCUCUGCCCAUCUGGCUAAGGAGAUGAACGAGGGAAGAGAUGCCCUGGAGGAACUCGAUGCACGGCAAAUCCAGCAGCAGAUCGAUCGCAAUUUGCCGGAGAAGACAAUGGUGAAGAAUGUUCAAGAUCUAAAUUUAAAGGAUGAAGAAGGAGAAGAAGAGGAAUGGACUGACGAAGAGGACGACGACGAAGACUCCGAAGCUGAGGGGUCAGAACCUGAAGAUGGCGAGGUUGGCUCGCUCCCCGAAAAUUCAGCCUCUGCGUCGCCUGACACGCAAAUCCUCACCGUCGACGAGCUCGAAUCCCUCUUCCUCGAAAACAUUCCCAAGGACGCCACGACCGACAGAAAAACUACAAUCGGGCUAGUUGGUUAUCCAAACGUCGGAAAGUCCUCCACCAUCAAUGCUCUCCUCGGCUCGAAAAAGGUGUCCGUCUCCUCCACGCCUGGCAAGACAAAACAUUUCCAAACCAUCCACCUUUCAGACCGCGUUAUCCUCUGCGACUGUCCCGGGUUAGUCUUUCCAAACUUUGCAACCACAAAGGCCGAGUUGGUCUGCAACGGCGUGUUACCGAUCGAUCAAUUGAGAGAGUAUACCGGACCUACCAGCCUCGUUGCGCAACGCAUCCCGCAAGCAUUUCUUGAAAACGUGUACGGAAUGAAGAUUCACACACGCCCGCUCGAAGAAGGUGGAACGGGUGUACCUACGGCAUCGGAAAUGCUGAGAGCGUACGCUCGGGCAAGAGGAUUCGCCACGACAGGACCAGGAAGUCAACCGGACGAGUCACGCGCCGCGAGGUAUAUUUUGAAGGACUACGUGAAUGGGAAAUUGCUGUAUUGUCAUCCUCCGCCAUCGGGCGAUCCGGAAACGGACGUGGAGACCUACGGGAAGGAGUUCAAUGAGAAGUUGUACGACUUCGCGCACUUGCCCGCCAAGAGACAAGCCUGGCUGAUCGCGCAUUCUGAAGAGUCGGUACUCGCCGAUGGAGAGGCGGAAACUGCGUCAACCACAUCCAUGCAGCGUGCACCUGCCCCCGUGGAGAAGGGCGCCAGGGCGAAACGGCUCGACAAGGGCUUCUUCGGUCCGGGGUCCGGCAAUGCAGGACACCUUACCAUGCCCUUCAACCACCAGUACACGGAACAGGGGAAGCAGCAGGUGCAGCAGAAGCAGCUGACGGGCCGCAAGGCGAAGACGAUGGCGGCGCUGGAGAAGGACAUUGACCCGGCGGAAAUGAAGAUGAACGGCAGCAAAAAGCACUUUAAGGGCGCGCGGAGGAAAGCCAGGACCGUGAGGGCCGGGGAAGAAGACGACUGAUUCAUUGAUUGAACCGAGGCCUCGGGUAAUGGAUAUAAUGAGAUUUUACGUGAGGCCAGGAGAAAUGGCUUCCCUGGCGGGACUGACAAGUCUGGAAAAAAUGUGACCUGUUUUCCCUACAACAUGUUCGCUUGUACCGUUCGUGUCUUUCGACAGGU